Pungitius pungitius (ninespine stickleback) is the source of this 1002-nucleotide messenger RNA. It is a transcript of the gene dnaaf19, whose product is annotated as coiled-coil domain containing 103. Gene Ontology annotation, cellular component: outer dynein arm. Bases 372 to 770 code for a protein of 132 amino acids. The record is from RefSeq and is a predicted model, not a curated record. Gene Ontology annotation, biological process: epithelial cilium movement involved in extracellular fluid movement; determination of left/right symmetry; inner dynein arm assembly. The transcript has 3 exons. Lineage: Eukaryota; Metazoa; Chordata; Actinopteri; Perciformes; Gasterosteidae.
ACAUGGGACGUGGUGAAACCCUCCAUCCCGACCUGCUCACUGAGAGCAAAACACUGGACUGGAUCACAGCUUUACUUUUUGUUUCAAUCAUUGUGUUGUGCUUUUUCUUCUUUUAAGUGUCGGUACCGGAAAGAAACCAUACGAUACCCAUCCCCAGGUCACCUCACAACCUGCUUAACGUCAUCACUCACCAAAACGGGUCCGUUCAUAUGUGGAAGUCUCCUUUCUCACUGUGAGAUUUAACACGAGUCUGUUGGGUCAGAACCGUGAGUCCACGGAUCAUUGCGACCGGGAUCAGUCACGUAGAAGUGCACUCAAUCAGCCGCUGAUCACUCAAUCAUCGAUAUUAUAUAUAUUAUACACACAUCUGCAUGUAUUUAUGUUUAAAACCCGAACGCUGUUGCCUUGCACUGCGCAUGCGCGCCGCGUUAUCCCGUCGUCAGGGAGACGGUUUGUUGUUUGUGACCCACGAGAAGCUUGAACACAGCUGGAAACAGCGGAACCACAUCAUGGCGAGAUCAGAGUGUGAUGUCAUCAACUUCUCAGCGCUGGAGAGAGAGCUGCAGGGGGCGGUCGAGUCCGAGCGACGACAUGAGAGAGAGAACGACGCCAAGCUGAGAGCCAUCAGCCAGAGAGGCUCCUCUUACAGCCAGUUCAGAGACCUGGUGCUCACAUGCCACCUGAAGCCUCUGGAGAAGAAGGACAAAGAUGGAGCUCCACGCAAACAGCCCUGGAACCCGGUUGCCCCGAGCAACGAGCCACGGACUUAAUUCUACUGUGAUUGUGAUAGAGCGUCUUUCUGUGAUUCUUCAUUAAUAUGCACUAAUAUUCAUUAAUAGACUUGUGAUAAAAUAUUUAUAACAAGGAGUUUGGGUGGAGGAAUGUUGGUAUGUAGUAACAGCACAUGUGUUAUUAACAUGUGUUAUUACCAGCACCAUUAUCACAGAGCGUGUCUCCUUUGAUGUGUUGAUUAUAAACUUUAAUAAACAUAAAUGAACCAAC